Magnolia sinica is the source of this 2702-nucleotide messenger RNA. RefSeq names its product pentatricopeptide repeat-containing protein At5g16420, mitochondrial. Gene Ontology annotation, molecular function: protein binding. The record is from RefSeq and is a predicted model, not a curated record. The transcript is spliced from 2 exons. Lineage: Eukaryota; Viridiplantae; Streptophyta; Magnoliopsida; Magnoliales; Magnoliaceae. The coding region runs from base 239 to 1897 and encodes 552 amino acids.
GGUUGGUGCGUUUCUCCCUCUUCCCCUCGUUUUAAAAAUCCGACCGUUGUGCCUGUAAGUGACUUCUCACCCCCAUCCCCCUGCAGGUUUUUGGUAGAUUUGCCUGUAAGUGUCACUUACAGGUGAAUUUUCUCUCGCAAACACCACCUGUAAGUGACUUCCCUGUAAGUCACUUCCCACUUACCCAAAUUACAGGCAUCCAAACAGGCCCUAAGAGUAAUAAUACAAGAAAAUAAGCAUGCUCCAACGUUACCACCUCAAAAGAAGACCAAUCCCACCCCUCCAUUCCCUGGUCCGCUCCUUCCACCAUCUCACCCCCACCGUCGAUCCCGCUCUGUCCCCACCUCACCCUUCACUCUCCACCAUCAAUUCCAAAUCAGACCUCCUCAAAUCCUACACCGUCACACCACCCAUCAAGCCCUGGCCCACCCGCCUCCACCCAAAGCGCCUUGUCACCAUGCUCUCCCGCCAGCAGAACCUUGACCUUGCUCUUCAAAUCUUCGAACACGCUGGCAAAUUCCACCCUAACUUCUCCCAUAAUUAUGACACCUACCACACCAUGAUCGAGAAGCUCGCCCGCGCCCGCGCCUUCUCCCCCAUGGAGACUCUCCUCUCUGACCUCCAGCGCUCCCGCAUCCGCUGCGGUGAGAACGUCUUCGUCGCGGUCAUCCGAAACUACGGCCUGGCAGGCCGCCCGAAAUUGGCCUUGAAGACUUUCAUUCGUAUCAGGGAAUUCGGUGUCGAGACGUCGGUACGUUCUUUCAAUACCCUUCUCAAUGCCAUGAUACAAAACAAGCGCUUCGAUACAGUCUAUGCACUUUUCAAGAGCUGUAAGAAGAGAUUCGGCAUUGUUCCAAAUGUCUUCACCUGCAAUAUUCUGAUAAAAGGGCUCUGUAAAAAGAACGAUAUCGGAGCUGCCUUCCAGGUGCUCGAUGAAAUGCCUGGCAUGGGGAUGGUCCCAAAUGUUGUGACCUACACUACGAUUCUUGGGGGUCUCUGUGCUGGAGGCGAUCUUGUCGGUGCCCGGAAGGUUUUCGAUGAAAUUCUUGAUAGAGGAUGGAUCCCAGAUGCGAUCACGUACACAAUCUUGAUCGAUGGGUAUUGUAGGCAGGGAAGAUUGAUUGACGGUGUUAAGGUCAUGGACGAGAUGGAAGAGAAUGGUGUCGCUCCAAAUGAUGUUACCUAUAGUGUUUUGAUCGAGGCAUAUUGUAAAGAAAAGAAAGCAGGAGAGGCUUUGAAUUUACUCGAUGAUAUGCUUGAGGAGAAGUAUAUACCAAGCUCGGCACUUGCUUGUAGACUAAUAGACGUUCUUUGUGAGGAGGGCAAGGUUGAAGAUGCAUGUGAAAUAUGGAAGAAGCUCUUGAAGAAGAAUUGCACUCCGGAUAAUGCAAUCUCGAGCGCGCUCAUAUAUUGGCUUUGUAAGAAGGGGAAAGUAUGGGAUGCGAGGAAGUUGUUUGAUGAGUUUGAGAAAGGAUCUAUACCGAGCGCUUCGACAUACAACACUCUUAUAUCGGGGAUGUGCGAGCACGGGGAGUUGCAGGAGGCUGGGCGGUUGUGGGACGACAUGGUGGAGAAAGGAUGUGUGCCAAAUGCAUUUACGUAUAACUUGUUGAUUAAAGGGUUUUGUAAGUUGGGGAAGGCUGGGGAGGGUGUUAAGGUUUUGGAGGAGAUGUUAGAAAAAGGGUGCACACCGAAUAAGUUUACAUACUCAAUGUUGGUUGAUGGGCUUUACCUGGCAGGAAUGGAAGAGGAGGUUGUGAAGGUUCUUUCCAUAUCUAUGUUGAGUGGAGGGUUUUUACUUGAUGCUGAUUCUUGGGCCGUGUUUGUUAUAAAGGUUGCCAGUGAUUUAGAUAGCUGGAGGGUUGAACUCAACAGAAUAUUGGAGGAUGCUGGUUAGUGUGAAUUGAGGGUGGUUUUGUUAUCCAUUGUGUACAUAAAACAAGCGAUGCUAUUGGAUUUUAACCACUAUAUCGUGAUAUUAAGCUUCCUCAUCUUUGGCAGCACGUCUGCGACUGUGAAGGUUGUUAUUCACUCACCCUGCUUUCUCAGUCAUGAAAAAAGGACCCUAUUUCUGAAAAAAAAGAAUCAUAGUGUUGUGCUUUGGGAUUUGUUUUUGAUGCACGCCUAGCGAAUUAAGAGGCAAAUUGGUAUAUCAUAUCAGUUCAAAGCUUGUCGGUGAAUUGGCAUGUAUUUAGUGACUCUGAACUGAACAUCCCCAAGCAGAAUGAGGAAGGCUGGUCUUUGCAUUUAGUACCUGCAGGAACCGCAGGGCACAUCAUACAGAGCAAGCAAGCCUAAGGUAUGAGAUGCCAAAGCAAGGAGUUCAAAUGAAGACCUGCAGAAUUCAGGGCUACCCUUUCCCUGUGUCAAUGCAACAAUCUCCUGACGUAGGGUAGGGCAGUGGGAAAUACCGACACGGGCUGGUUAAUUACUAAUGUCGAAGGUUUUCCAAGCAAACAGGGAUUCUACAUGGAUUCAACUGAGCUAACACACUCCUAUGAGUAAGAUUUGGUAUGUGGGUCAUAAUGUAAGCCACUUGAAUAAGAUAUGGUUGUGAAAUCCUCGCAACAAAAUGGAAGCAGUGUCUAGUUUAACUUAGUAAAAUCUUUAAAGUGUAUGUAGUAAAUUAUAAUAAGAAUAAUGAGCUAUUGGGUUAACAAUGAUUUUUGGAUUCUUUAAUUAUAAUUAACAUUUCAAUGGUU